This is a messenger RNA of Paramormyrops kingsleyae, 1130 nucleotides long. RefSeq names its product mal, T cell differentiation protein b (gene malb). Gene Ontology annotation, molecular function: structural constituent of myelin sheath. The record is from RefSeq and is a predicted model, not a curated record. Gene Ontology annotation, biological process: myelination. Gene Ontology annotation, cellular component: membrane. Lineage: Eukaryota; Metazoa; Chordata; Actinopteri; Osteoglossiformes; Mormyridae.
UUCAAAAGGAGCGGCCGUCCUCCUGUUCAGCCACUUGAGUGGCCAAGAUCUGAAGCAGAAAGACCAUGGCAUCUACCACAGCACAGCCAGUGGGAAGUUUACCCAGCGGCCUUGGCGUAUGCACCACUGUCCCGGACGUCUUUUACCUUCCAGAGCUGAUCUUUGGAGGACUAGUUUGGAUCCUUGUUGCCUCUUCACAUGUGAUUCCAGCCAACCCUCUAGGAUGGGUGAUGUUUGUGUCAAUCUUCUGCUUCAUCAUGACCUUCAUAUGGCUGAUGAUUUUUCUCUGUGGAGGACACAGGAACAGUGUGAGCUGGGCAGCCGCGGACUUUGUGUAUCAUUUCCUGGCAGCGUUCUUUUACCUCAGUGCGUCUGUUGCCCUGGCUUACAUCACCUGCUUGUAUGGAAACGGUCUACUGGCUUUCGGUCAAAGUAUUACUGACUUGAAUACUUUUAACCGGUAUUACCGGAUCGACAUUGCUGCAGUGGUCUUCUCCCACAUAGCCACCCUCUUUUACUUCAUUCAUUGCAUUCUGUCGGCAAUGAGGUGGAGAAGCUUCUGAAGAUUUUCAGGCCAAAACACAAAUGACAAAGAACUAAAACACCACAAGUUCUGAGGAUGGGGGGUGUAUUUUAUGUUAGGAUUAAGUACCUUGACUCAACAGCUGCAAGAUAAACUACGACAUGUCCAAAUGAUAAUACUAUAGCUUGUCUAAAAUGGUAUGCAUUAGUUUAAUUUUUUUCAACAAGUUUUCUGUAAGGGAUGAAGACAGUUAUACCAUUUUGUUUUGUUUUACUUUUGUACCAACUGUUAACCCCAAAGAAAAACAUGUAGGACCUUCUAAAUAACAUUUAUGUUAAAAGCAGUUAGUUAAACAUCUAUUCUAGAAUUACCACGUACACAAUGUUCUUCCGAUUUAUGUUUUAUACAUUUAUUAUCAACAGGGUUUACUAUAUAUAUUUUGAAAUACUGAAUGUUAUCAAGUACUUGUAAUAUUUGUAAUAAAUAGGAAUGAAAUUGUAAUACUUUGAUACAACUAAAUUGCAAAGUUUCUGUUAAUUAAGGUGUUGGACAUAUAAGAGUUUCAUGUCCUGUUAAAUAAAGAUUAUUCUGACAAUGGAAAAAAAUA